This is a messenger RNA of Mugil cephalus (flathead mullet), 2778 nucleotides long. RefSeq names its product methionine adenosyltransferase I, alpha (gene mat1a). Gene Ontology annotation, molecular function: ATP binding; methionine adenosyltransferase activity. The record is from RefSeq and is a predicted model, not a curated record. Gene Ontology annotation, cellular component: cytosol. The coding region runs from base 162 to 1325 and encodes 387 amino acids. The transcript is spliced from 10 exons. Gene Ontology annotation, biological process: S-adenosylmethionine biosynthetic process. Lineage: Eukaryota; Metazoa; Chordata; Actinopteri; Mugiliformes; Mugilidae.
GUGGACACAGACGUGGAGUUUUGCAGGACCGACUUUGCAGGGCACUUGGCCUCGCUUUCUUCAUUUCCCUGCUGAAAGAACCGGCCGGAAUAUAAAGCCGCCACCAGAUCUGCCUGGACUGUCUGUUGUUGGGAAUUGAGGAAACUGACCCUGUAGACAAAAUGAGUGAUACGCUGAAGGAUGGCUCUUUCAUGUUCACCUCGGAGUCUGUGGGAGAGGGACAUCCAGACAAGAUUUGUGACCAGAUCAGUGAUGCCGUCCUGGACGCACAUCUGAAGCAGGACCCUGAUGCCAAAGUGGCCUGUGAGACGGUGUGUAAGACUGGCAUGGUGCUGCUCUGUGGAGAGAUCACGUCUCGGGCCAAUGUGGACUAUCAGAAGGUGGUGAGGGACACCAUCAAACACAUUGGCUACGACAACUCUGACAAAGGUUUUGACUACAAGACGUGUAACGUGCUGGUGGCUCUGGAGCAGCAGAGUCCGGACAUUGCUCAGGGGGUCCAUGUUGACAGACAGGAGGAGGACAUCGGAGCGGGAGACCAGGGUCUGAUGUUCGGCUACGCCACCGAUGAGACCGAGGAGUGCAUGCCUCUCACCAUCGUCUUGGCUCACAAACUCAACGCGAAGAUGGCCGAGCUCAGACGCACCGGCGUCAUCCCCUGGCUGCGUCCUGACUCUAAAACACAGGUGACAGUGCAUUAUGAGCAGAAGGAUGGAGCUGUGAUCCCCAAGAGAGUCCACACCAUUGUGAUCUCUGUCCAGCACGAUGACUAUAUCACUCUGGAUGAGCAGCAGAAGGUCCUUAAGGAGAAGGUGAUUGACACCGUGGUUCCGGCCAAAUAUCUGGACGACAAAACCGUCUACCACCUCCAGCCAAGUGGUCGCUUCGUCAUUGGAGGACCCCAGGGUGAUGCCGGUGUGACGGGCAGGAAGAUCAUUGUAGACACAUACGGAGGUUGGGGAGCUCACGGCGGUGGAGCUUUCUCCGGCAAAGACUUCUCAAAGGUCGACCGCUCUGCUGCCUACGCUGCUCGCUGGGUCGCCAAGUCUCUGGUCAAAGCUAAGCUGUGCAGAAGAGUUCUGGUUCAGGUGUCUUAUGCUAUUGGAGUGGCCUAUCCUCUGUCCAUCUCCUUGUUCACCUAUGGUUCCUCAAAGAAAACAGAGUCAGAGCUGCUCCAGAUUGUCAACAAGAACUUUGAUCUGCGGCCAGGAGUCAUUGUCAGGGAACUGAACCUGAAGAGGCCGAUCUACCAGCAGACAGCCUCUUAUGGCCACUUCGGUCGACCAGAGUUUACUUGGGAGAUCCCCAAAAAGCUUGUUGUCUAAAUACUCCCACCCGCCUGUCCUGACCCCCGCCCGGAGGCCGAACAAGACGCCGCUUCACGGGCAAUAACUGCCAGCUCCAUCCACUGAUAGGACAUUCUUAAUAGGAAGAACUAAAGCCAAAGUCAGGGAGAGAUAAGUCAGCUUUAAAGAGGUGACAAGAUAAUUAUAAGCAAGAGUGGUUGUAUCCAGCGGACAUAUGACGGGACAUUGUCCCAAUGAGAAGAGAGACAUCGCAGAGAGGACAUCUCAGUAUUUAAUCUUUUUUUUUUUUCCAGUCCACAAAAGGUCCAAUUAUUGGUGCUAUAAAAAAUGUACAUACAUUAAUCAAAGAUCUUUACCAGUAAUGAAAAGGAACACCACAACAUGUCAAAUACUCUGAGAGGAGUGUUUUACCUCGAAGCUGUUAACGUAGCUUUACGUGAAACAACGUCAGCGCUUCAUUUAGUAAAAGUGCUACUGAUAGCAGUAAGUAUUUCACCAUCUUAUUAAUGUGAGGAGUACAAUUACUACUCAACCAAAAGGUUUGGCUUCAGGAGAUCUUUUCAUCAUGACUGUAAAAAUGCAUUUUUUCCUCCCCUCUCCUCCCCCGAGUCUUAUUCAGUAACGUGUGCUACAGGAAGCUGUUUGCACUGUUACGGUCACCAUUGUAAAACAAAACAGGUCAUUAAACGCGGGGAGAGUUCUGAUCUACGAGGCACAAAAAAAAAAAAAUGUUACAGUCAGAUGUAAAACUCCCUGCAGGUUCACGUGUUCAUACUGCUCUUCUUUUCUGUCAUCCUUUCAUUACAUAUUAAGUUUCUUCAACCUGCAGGCCUGCUGCUGUAAAUGUGACUCGGUUCAUCAAAUAAUACAGGAAUCUGAAACUCGGCUUAUAGUGAAGACGCACUCAAUGGAUCACAGAUGUCUUAAAAGUUGCAACGUUUCAUCAACAUGUUCUGAUCUACCUUGUUGCAGAUGCUAGUUUCCUCUCAUUUUAUAGUCUGCUCUUUCUAUAUCUUUGAGAUAAUUUGUUAAUUUUUUUGACCCGGCGCGAAAUGAAAGAUUAAAAUAUCUCAAGACCAUUGUCUAGUUACGCUGUAGCUCUAUCUUUUGGACUCUUCAAAACAUGGAUUUAGAGUUAAAAAAAAAAGGGAGUGUUUAUUAAAAUAUAUACACAUGGGGCGUUUAGAAAAUUGAAUUCUACGUCAGGUUUAAUCACAGAGUAUUUAAUUUUUAUCUUCCUGAAACACUUGUGACGGGAUUGAGAGAGUAUUACCGGUUAAAACAUGAUGCCCGUAGAGGUUCAGGACUCCUGUGGUCAGUGGUCGCCACCGGUGCUGUUCACCUACAGCCGACGAUGUUUUUGUGAUAGAGGUUUUGCUCUAUUUGUUAUCUAUCGGUGUCUUCUUCUGUCAGCUUUGUUGGCAGAGAAACUGGAUGAUGUAAAUAAUUAAACAAUUUAAAAAACAAAAAA